AUGAAUAUCAUUAAAAAAGUAUCACAAUUUCGUAUAGGCACACUUAAUGUUCAUUUCUUUACUGACUCACAAAAACAAUCUAAUGUUCAUCGUCUUGCUCAAAUCCUAAAACCAAUGUCAUUCGAUCUACUUGGUCUUCAAGAAGUUCUCCAUACUGAUGAACCAUCAAAUACUGUCUCUGAAAAGUAUUAUAAAUUUCAACUACUCUCCAAUUUACUUCAAUUACCGCACAUUGCAUUUUGUAAUACUUCAUAUAAAUUUGGUAAUGCUAUUCUUUCAAGAUAUCCAUUAAAGAAUAAUGUCAAUUAUUAUACAGAACCAAUUGAAAAUCAUAAUUUACGUGGAAUGUUGGCAGUACAAGUUAAUCAUGAGUUCUUCAAUGAUAAUGAUGCUACAUUUUAUGUUACUCAUUUAGAUCAACUUAGUGAACAAGUACGUUUAGUACAGAUGGAACAAUUUGAAAAAUAUAUACAAAAUGCAGGUCUUCAAUUGAUUGUAGGUGAUUUUAAUUCAUUGACAUUUGACGAUUAUUCCAAUGAUUAUUUUAAUACUAACAUUCAUGAUGUACGUCAAAAAAAUACAUGGGAACGUCCAUUUAAUUUAGUAACAAACAAAAUGAAAACAAAUGGAUAUCAUGACUGUUGGCGAGAAAUGAAUAAAGAAGCUAUAAAUGAUCAAGCUGGUACGUGUAUAUACAAGACACGAAUUGAUUAUAUUUGGAGACGAGGAGAACUGAAGAAUGGAUGGGAAAUGAAUGAAUGUAGAAUUUUUUCAAGUGAAGAUGCAACUGAUCACAAUGGUGUUUUAGUUACUUUUUUCAAAAACUAG
Messenger RNA from Rotaria sp. Silwood1, 828 nucleotides. Lineage: Eukaryota; Metazoa; Rotifera; Eurotatoria; Philodinida; Philodinidae. The record is from the annotation of a GenBank genome assembly.